UUUUUUCAGUUUUUUUGAAAUGUUAAAUUUUACUAGAAUGAGUCAUUUACGAAAUUUAGCAAGUGCUUUAGAUACUAACCCUAUUCGGGUUGUUGAUAAUGUUAGUGUUGCACUUGAUUUUGUUGAAAGGGGAAGUUUUAUUUUACCAACAAAACAAUACAGUUUAGCCUAUCAGUUGAGUAAAGAACGCUGUGAUUUAUUUUAUUUUGAAGAUGAUCACAAUCAAAUCCCAACAUUUUUCAUUUUUUCUCGCCACAAUCAAAAAUUACUCCAUAAAUGGAAUCGGGCAAUACAAAAAAAUCAGGCAUUUAUUAGGCGAACUUAUGAUAAAGUAAAAUUAAUUUUAUUAAUUUUAAAAUUAAAUUUCAAGUAUUUCUUUAAUGAUUUUAAUACCGGAAAAAUUCCAAAUUGUAUAAAAUCGGAUGGAUUUAAUGGAGGGGGAUUAGUUUCUACUUCGCCUUCUUCUGGAGGCGAGGAUGCUAAUUAUGGAGAAUCUUUUUCGAAGCAAUUUAGUUCAAAUAGUGCUAGAGAUGCUUCUCGUUCUUUAGAUAUUUUUGCAACAUUUGGAAUUUUUCUUAUCGCCCUUCUUGGAUUUGGACUUGCCUUUAUUGCUUUUAUUUUUGAAUUAAUUAUACAUUCAAAAUCUCAAAGAAUUCUUAGAAAAUGGAGAACUCGUCGAGCACUUAUUAUGGGGAAUCCUACAAUGCCUAUUAAUUUAAUGUUAAUUGCUAGAGGAUUUAAUGAAGCUAGACAACAACAGCAACAACGAGCUUUUAAAUUUGGAGUAUCAACUUCUCUUUCUUCUACUGCUGCUGUUGAAAGAAAUGAAUUAUUAAUGAUUCCGGCAGAUUUGUUAAAUGCUAAGAAAGCUCCUCCCCGGUUAUCUAAAACUGUUGGUAGAAGUUGGUGGCGUCAUAAAGUUCGAGAAGGACAUCUAAACAAAAAUAAUAAUUCAACAUUUUCAAACACAAAUAGUUGUGGAGAUGGUGGGGGUAAUAAUAGUGUUGCUAAUAGUUGGGAUUGCCAACGUUCAGUUAUUUCAGCCCUCACAUUGGCUGCGAUUUCAAUACAAAAUGAAGAAAAACAAAAGAAGGAUAAUAAAGUGAUUAAUGAAGAAAAUAAGGAAGAAAAGAAGAUUGAAUUGAGAAAUCGAAAGGAAAGAAAAGAAAAUGGUAGCAAAAAUGUUGCAACACAAAUACUGAAAUGUGGAAAUUGGGCGGUACUUACAAAUAGGAGUGAUGAUGUUAGUAUUAACAAUGCUGAUGAAUAUUUUGAUUGUUCAGAACGUAAGUGGGCAAGAACUGCAUUUUAA
Meloidogyne enterolobii is the source of this 1312-nucleotide messenger RNA. The record is from the annotation of a GenBank genome assembly. Lineage: Eukaryota; Metazoa; Nematoda; Chromadorea; Rhabditida; Meloidogynidae.